CGUAAACUGGCACACAACUUGACAAUUAGUUACUAUUUGUUUUAUGGAUUUGUUCUAAAACCUUUUGUACUGACAUUUCACUUCACAACACAUCCUCCAUUUUUUUCCCUUUUAAGAAGGGUUGAAAUAUAAGAUACUUUAUAAACUUAUUUGUAUUGAUCAAAGACAUGAAGAGUUUGUUUAAUUUUCUACUACAGCCUUGUCUUCUUUUGGUGCACACUGUUUGCUCAUUGGCCUUGCAGAUUUCUGGCAGAACUUCGUGCUUUUGAUGUGUUUGAAAAAGGAUUUCAUUCAUAGUGUUUCUGCCUUAGUAAAAUGUUUCUCAGAACUAUUUUGAUUUGCCUUGCUUUCUUGUUAAACCUCACUAGCCAAACUACAUUUUCCCCCCUGUUCAUUUGAAAACAUUUUCCUUUUUUUUUUUGGAGGAUGUCUCUGUGCUUCUAACUUUCUAUUGUUACCUUGUUAUUAAGUAUUCUGGACUCUUUUGAUCUUUCCAGAAGUAUUUCUUUAAGUGAUACUCGUUUGUUCUGAGUAUCUCAUAUUUCUAAUAUGUCUUUGAGGAGUUACAUACUGCCUGCAAACAUUUUACAUUUCUUGCUACUGCUUUUACUUUUUACAUAUUGUAGUGGUGGAUUUCUGUUUCUUGGUCUCUGUGUAGAACUAAAUACAUUUUGGCCACUGUGUGCUGCUCUCACAGUGAUGUCUCGCAUACAGCUUGAUGUUAGGAAAGAAUUUUCUUCUUGCUUUCCCCAAUUAGAUGGUCCCAACAUGAAGUCAUUGCUCUAACAUAAUAUCCAGAAUUUUAUGUCAUCUUUAGAAGAAGCUGAGAAUGAAUUUCACACCCAUGUGCAUCUAUGAUUUGACACUUUACUUCCUGAGUAAUGACUGGUGCUAAGGCAGGCAGGCAGGCAGCAAGAUGGGGAAUCUCUGAGUUAUCCACCUCCUUACCUUGCAGAGGAAAGUCUGUAGUGAAUCCUGCUGGAGAAGUAGGAUUCUGAUCCUACCUCCAGUGAUUAUGAAGUGUUUGUGAAUGAAAAAAAAGCGUAUCUGUAGACAGAAAUCCUGGCCUGACAGAAAGAUUGUUUGAACAAAUUAGCUUCUUCAGUUCUUACUAUUUCUGGUUUUAUUCCUUAUGUGUUACUUAUUUUACUGGAGAAGACACUGAUAAAUAAGAGAUUAAAAAAUCUUCUUCUCAGUGUGUUUGAAAGAUGGAAAACUGCACAUAGUCUGCCAGCAGAAAAGCUUUGCUCAGCCUGUUCCAGGCUCCACAGGUGCAUAUGAGUAAAUGAGGGGGUAAUACAAAUAAGCAUUUGUCACAGCUCUGUUGUUCUGUGCAGGCAAUUCACGGUCUCUGUAAUAACACAAAUGUAAUUCCUUUGCUCCAUUGGGAUUUAUAGUGGUCAUUUCCUACAAAUUGAAUCCACAGAAAAGGAACACAGCUUUGUGCUUUUCGGACACAUUGGCACCCGUAUGAAAAAAAUAAACAGGAAAUAGUGAAUGAAGAUAACAGAUAGGGGUGAUCCUUAGUUUAACACCAAUAUUUCCAACAUAGCAAGGAUAUUUAUGUGGUGAAGAUAAAAGAUUAGGAUUACAGCUUUUGGUUCUGCAGUUGUCUCCCUUUGUGACCUGGAACAAAUCACGUAUCAUUCCAACACCUUGCUUUUCUAUUUGGAAAUUGAUACUUCUUUAUAUAUGCACGAGAGAGAUAUUAUGAAGCACUCCUAUCAAUUUGAAGCAAAGAAGUAACGUGGUGGUGUAGUGACACGGCGACAGACUGGAGAUUUCAAACGGGAAGACGUCCGAACUUUUCUGUUAAGCAAUCUUCAGGGAGCAGAUGUUAAUCCGGCGGGUCACGUUGUUUCUCAGCGUUACAACUCCCACACAGCAAUGACAAACGAGCACGCAGCUGACGCUGCUGGACGCGAUUCAAUCUACCAAAGGGCACGGCCUCAGAUGCCCUGACCCAAAUUCCCGUCCGCUGCCCAGCAGUCCCCGAGGGGCGCGCGAGGGGGAGCGGGAGCAGAUCUGAAACAGGUGGAAAAACACAGCGCGCUCCUACAGCGACCCGGCUUUACAUCCGCAGCCCUCCAGCCGCAAUAAGGGGCAGCAGGGAAAGAUCACCAAAUUAACCACAGCGGAGCCGUUUUAGCCAUGCCCUACGCCACUCUGCACUUGAACCGCGUUCGGUUCUUCGCAACGGUCAGGCGGCCGUGACCGCUGCGGUCUCGAACCGGAGGCGCCACAGGCAGCGAGCGGCGAGCCGGAAGCGCUCUUGGCGGAGCGCGGCCGGAAGUGGCGGCCGUUGAUCGCAGCGCACUUCCGCCGCCCGCCUCGCGCCGGGAGGGGCCUGGAGCGCCUGCUGCCGCCUCAUGGCCGCCUCUGUGGAUUUCAAAACCUAUGUGGAUCAAGCCUGCAGAGCUGCAGAAGAAUUUGUCAACAUUUAUUAUGAGACUAUGGAUAAAAGAAGAAGGGCUCUGACCAGGCUGUAUUUGGACAAAGCAACAUUAAUUUGGAAUGGAAACGCAGUCUCUGGACAAGAGGCACUGAAUGAGUUUUUUGAAAUGUUGCCAUCCAGUGAAUUCCAGGUUAAUGUGCUGGACUGCCAGCCUGUUCAUGGCUUUGUGAAGAUGGCAGCAGUUUCAGGCACGGCCCCCAGAUACAGGACUGCUGCUGCACUGACCAGCCUCACUGCUCACACGUGGUGUGCUUAUGGACUGCCAGGGAAGAACAUACAGGUAGGAAUCCUAUUUAAAGAGACUACUACUACUCAAAUUACUUUUCUAAAGCUGCACAACAAAGCACAGAAAAACAAUUUUAUAAGCCAGACAUCUAAGUCUAGUAAGUGCAGUUGAAACUGGUUAGACACACAGAACAACACUCAGUUAAGCUGCAGUUCAGAAUACAUCUUAUAAUGUGUAGAACAGUGGUUUAAAAAGAGAAAAGAAAAACGUUGUUUCAUGCUAUGUGAGUCUACUGUUGUUUCUCCUAGAAUUGAAGUCACAUAUAUUAAGAAGGGUGACUUAAAUUUAGAAUGCUGAACAGUUAGGUAAGGCACCUGGCUAAGUGGAACAAGGACAGAGAAUGCUAUACUAAUACUGUUUUCACUUGAAAAUGGGUUGCACAGUAUCAGAUAGUAUCUUGUAAUAAUACAUCACAUCUGUGGUACAUGUCUAAGAAGAAAUUCUGUAAAAUAUAGACAUUAGCUGGACAAUAACAACUUAUUUUUUUAAUGUCUUACCCGUGCUCCUUCUGGAAGCAAAACACAAUGCCAAAGUCUGAAAAUGUCAUUAGCAGCUAUUUGUUAUAAAUCUGAGUACAUGCUGAAGAAAUCUGCUGAACAUUUUUGUGAAGUGUAUUAUUCACUUGCUAUCUUAUCUCCUAUAAUAAGUAGUGCUAAAAAAGAACAUCACAAUGAUUACAAUAUUAACUUGGAAGUCUUUCCUUAGGAAAGGUGUUAAAAGCACAGGUAUCAGAAUGUAAUGUGCUAUUUUAAGCUUGUCCUUGUCAUGUCAACUUGUUUCUAAUUUCACAGGCUAGAUUCUUUUUCCAAUGAGAUAUGCAUAAAUAAUUUAACUGCUGUACUACAUCUAUGCUAUAAAGCAUUCCUGAUCAGCAGUGAACGGAAAUAAGGGCAUUUUCCUCACACACUGACAAAUCGAUGAGCAGAAUCCAUGAGACAAACUAGAGCAUCACACACACAGUACAACAGGUACACACACAGGUACUGUGCUCUGGUUUUUAAUACUUAACAGCUGGUUUUGACAGGCAAAUGAAUUUAUAAUAAGAAGUAAAGAAAUGUAAACCUACUGCCUAACAGAUUACAGAUGUGCUUUUAGAAAAAGAUGCUCAAGUGAUGAAACAGUAACAUAGUGAAGGGAAUCAAUAAUCACACUUCUUUCAGUAUAGUGAAAGACAUGGUAGUUCACUAGUUUCCUCCCCUCCCCCUUUCCCCCAUGAUGGUAUUUAGGUGUUAAGAGUCUCAAAUAUGAAGGGUUUGGGCUUGGACACUCUGAAGUCUGUAAUCAUUGGUGGAUCACUGUACCACCACCUUGGAGAUAAAAAUAUCCUCUUGGAAGUCCAGUGAUCUCCCAGCUGCACAACAUCCAAUGAUUUGAUAUUAAUUGCACUAUCAUCAGUAUUAGGAUUCCUUGCAAAACACUUCACUGGGGCAAAAAGUACUUCUUGAUUUCAAUGUAAAGCGCAAGUCCUCAGCUCUGUCCGAAGCAAAGAGGGAAGCAGUUUCUUAUGUCCUUCACCUUACAGAGCUGUUAAUCAACAAGCAAAGCAAAUGUAACACAUGCUAACUCUGUGAUGCCACAGCAUCAUUAGCUUCACCCUCACUCCCAUCAUAAACAACUCACAUAAACAAACUUUAAAAAUAGUCUACUAAAUAAAUCAGCAUUCAGGCAACAUGUUGGCUACAUGAAAGCAUUUCUCCCCUUAACUCUUAACUCCAUGCCCACAACCACAUUUCCUUACACAGCUCCUCUAUUUCCAAAGAAUGACUGUGCAAUACAGUUUCCAUGCUUAAAACCUCCCUCAGAGGUUUCUACCAUCAUUAGUGUCACCUUAAUAUGUAAAUAACACCCUGGCAAACUGUACCGACACACUUCUCUCACGCAUUCCUCACCAAAUUUAACCUUUGCAGAAGUUCGGGUUCAAACCAGCACCAACUUCAGUCUUGGCUCCAGAGCUGCUAAGAGCUAUGGCAGCAAAUGUCCAAAGCAGCACCGCAGCCUGCAGAGUGGGAGGGUUUCCUAUAUAGGCAAUAACAGCAGCACAAGGAAUCGCCACCCCCACCCAUUCCUAACCUCUUCAUCACAUACAUGGUCAGGUAAAUCAUGUUAUGCUCAUCUGGCAUAUAAUUAAAGCCAUAUCUUGCAAUCAGUUUUGCAAUGAAGUAUUAGGUAGAAACUGAUAGGUCUAAGAAGAAGGGAAAGAACAUCUGCUGUAGCUUAUUUCAGUUCUGUCCAUUACUUUUGUUGAUCUUGGCUGAGCAGGUCAACGCAGAUCACAUUAAGUACCUAUUGUGAAAAAGAAAACUGAAACCACAUCUCCCAAGCAAUCCUGGCAACCAGUCAGCCCUCCUCUUUACAAUGCGAGCCUUAUUCUGUAAGUGUCUUUCAGUCUGGCUUCACAUAAAACCUGUGAAAGCUCCUUGCAGCUCCAGCAUGUCCUGACUGUCUGAGAGCCACCUGGGAGAGUUGGCCCCUAGAAUGCAGACAGCAACCUAUGAGAAAGGGCCCCAGCUCCCCAGGCUUCAUGCAGACCGCAUGGCUCUGAGGAAGCAAAAGGGAGAAACCUGUCACGCCACUUCAAGUGUGUCAGUUUCAGUGUGACACAAGUUAGCCUGUGAGCAAGUGGCCACAGAAGUAAUUAGUGCUGUGCUCAGCUUUCAUUUUUACAUGCCUGCCUACAGAGUUCAAGAUUUUGAGGAAAUAUGCAGCUAUUGCUGCCAGUGAAUUACGGACAACCAUAGCUUCCUUUUCCCCUUCAAAUGGAAAAACAAGGGAAAACAAUAACAAAGCAUUAAUAAUUCCUGCCUGCAGUAAAGCACAUUCUACCAAAAAAGGAGACAUCAGCAGAUGUCCCUGUUCAGGGGAGUUGGACCAGAUGACCUUUAGAGGUCCCUUCCAACUCAAAUGAUGCUAUGAAACACUCCCUUUUAAAUUUCCCCUUAGGACGUGCCCAUUUCCCUGGGACCUUCCAGAAGGAAAGGUGACAGAGUGGCUCUGUUGCAGGGAGAGAAGGUGUGAGGUGACUGAAACAGACAGCCUCAGUUAUCAUUCCCUAGCUGCUGUAGGAUACAGGGAAAAUCAAUGGUGUGUCUUCCUUUAAAAGUGUGUUCUCUGGACAUCGUACCACCUAAGUAACAACCCAAUACACAAACAGAUGGAACAAAAUUUAGGGAGAUGAAAACUUCCUUUUCUCCUGAAGACAUUCAUGUCCUGAAGCACAGUGACCACACACUUAUUGCAUAUUUCCCUUAAUACUUAACUCCAACUCUUUUUAGCUUAAGUAAUUUCUUAUUAAAAACAUUUUUCAGACCAACAAGCACUCAGUUACUGUUCAAGCUGAGUACAGUUUGGUCACAAUAACUGAAUUUAAUCAUAUUAAUGAUUAACUUCGAUAGAUUGCGUGUGUUUAUUUGGCUUAUACUACUGUUUAAAUAUUUCACCUGCAUAUCAGCUUCAUUUGAAGUAGUGCAGCAGGGUGCAUCUGUUUUACCAGGUGUGUAUCCUGACGUCACUCGGAAUAUAUCUAAUGAUUGGUGUCAGUUUUAGAGUUAUACAAAAGGGGUGAAGCAUGACCCUCUUGUUAGAAAGGGGGAGCACUGGUAAUUUGUUACACUGAGAACUGAUCAGUGUUGGGUGCUCAGACACUGGGCAAUGCUGCCAUUUGCUCACACAGUGCUCCCUGUGUACAGCGUUACUGAUAACGGAAGGGAAGGUUCCAUGAGAUGCAAACCCAUCAGUGCCCAGCCAUGUGAACCUCACCACAGC
Phasianus colchicus (ring-necked pheasant) is the source of this 6503-nucleotide messenger RNA. Lineage: Eukaryota; Metazoa; Chordata; Aves; Galliformes; Phasianidae. The record is from RefSeq and is a predicted model, not a curated record.